Syzygium oleosum is the source of this 4178-nucleotide messenger RNA. Its product is annotated as jacalin-related lectin 4-like. Gene Ontology annotation, biological process: signal transduction. Lineage: Eukaryota; Viridiplantae; Streptophyta; Magnoliopsida; Myrtales; Myrtaceae. Gene Ontology annotation, molecular function: carbohydrate binding; ADP binding. The record is from RefSeq and is a predicted model, not a curated record.
CCAUGUGUUCUCAUCAAUGGAUACAUGACGUAUUCGUGAGUUUCAGAGGCAAGGAUGUGAGGAACAACUUCAUAUCGCACCUCUUCAGCAGGCUGGACGAGGCGGGGAUUGACUACUUCAGCGACGAAGACAAAGAGGACGCUGGGGAGGAGAUCAAUGACAAGCUCUCGAGAGCGAUCCGCCACUCAAGAUUCGCCCUCAUCGUGUUCUCCAAAAACUAUGCUGACUCCAAGUCGUGCCUGAAUGAGCUGGUCGAGAUCCUCGAAUGCAGAAGGCAGCUCAAGAACCACGGUCACGUGGCCAUUUCGGUCUUCCAUGGCGUGAGCACGGACGAUGUUUCGAAGUUGACGAGUGGAAGCGAGUUCGCGCGAGGUUUCGAGAGGUUGUGCGAGAGCAAGAGAGACGACGCGCAGAUAAAAAUAUGGAGGGAUGCCCUAGUAGAGGCCACGCAUCUUUCCGGCUUCCAUUUGCAGAACCACGCUUGUGGCAAUGAAUCGGAGUUCACUAAACUUAUAGUCGACUGCCUUUCCGAUAAGAUUCGUCAAACAUGGCCUCUCUACUUUGUGAAAAAUGCAAUUGGAGUAGAUCGUUUGGCAAACGAUGUGAUUUCCUUACUAAGGAAUGGCCAAGAGGAGGCUGUGCGCAUGAUAGGCAUAUGUGGUGCGGAAGGAAUAGGUAAGACAACGGUGGCCGGAGUUGCUUGUGAAGGCAUUCGUCGUGAGUUCAAGUAUUCUGUCUUUCUCGGUAAAAUUGGAGAAGGGAAUCAGAGUGAUCAUCUCGGCUUACAAAAGAAGUUACUCAGAAAUCUCACGAAGGUGGAUAGAGUGAUUUAUGACAUUCACUCCAACAUCAAUGAGAUAAAGCGUAGCAUGAAUCGUAAAAUACUUCUUGUUCUUGAUAAUGUUACUAAGAAAGAACACAUGGAGUACUUCGGCGCCGGAGAUCGAGAAUCCUUUUUCGCCGGGAGUAGAAUCUUGAUCACGACAAGAGAUCGACAUUUGCUGAAAGAUCUCAAGGUAGAUGAAAAGUACAUUGUCAAAGGAUUGAGUCCAGACCACGCACUUCAACUCUUUUGUCACCAUGCCUUCAAGAGAUCAGAACCUAAACAAGGCUAUGAGGAGUUGUCUCUCAGUCUAUUUCAUUAUGCAGGAGGUCAUCCAUCGGCCCUUAAAAGAUUAGGUUCCUACCUUAGCGAUCAGUCAAAAGAUAAAUGGCAUGAAAUAUUGGACAAGUUGGUGAGAAGCCCUUAUCUUGAUUGCAUUGAUGGAUCUCUCCCAUUGAAAUCCGAUGGGCCGCAUGGAGAUCAACAGGGCGGUGCUUAUGAUGAUAAAACAUACACUGGUGUAAGGCAAAUUAGAGUCCUCGCUGACUCUGUUAUCAAUUCCAUCACCAUCGAUUAUGAUCAAGACGGGUGUUUGGUGCGUUCUUUGGAGCACGGCAGACAUCUUUGUGGUAACAUUUUUACGGUCAAACUAGAUUAUCCAAAUGAAUACCUGACUUCAAUGUCAGGGCAUAUAAGAAACUACCAAAUUCCUAUCUUGAUUCAAUCUCUCAAAUUCCAUACCAACAGAAGGAUAUAUGGACCAUUUGGCUCUGGAAAUGGGCUAUCUUUUCAUUCGGAAGUUGGUGGCCGAAGAAUUAUUGGGUUUCAUGGAAAUUGUGGCGUCCAUCUUGAUUCAAUUGGAGCACACUUUGGGCCAAUUUCUCGUGCGUAUCCUUUUGAGGUUGUGGGACCAUUUGGGGGUGAUUAUGGUACAGACAUUUGGAAUGACGGGAAAUAUACAGAUGUGAGGGAAAUCGUGGUAGGCUUCGAUUCAACAAUCAAGUAUAUCUCUAUUUUAUACGACAAGUGUGGACGUCCAGUUGGGCCCUUCAUACAUGGCACAGGUGGAGGUGAAACAUAUCGGAUUAAGCUCGACCAUCCAAGUGAGUACUUGACUUCCAUCUCGGGCUACACUGAAGAAGUUUCUGAAUGCACCAUUUUUCAGUCAUUGACAAUCCAUACUAAUAGAAAUGAUCAUGGACCGAUUGGAACAGCUAAUAAUGGGAGGCAUUUUUCAUUUCCAUACACCGGCGGUAAAAUUGUCGGGUUUCACGGGAGUUGCCAUGGCUCUCGUCUUGAGUCCAUUGGAGCUUUUUAUGAGCCAAUUCCUCAUAUUCAUCCUUUUAAGGUUUUUGGACCUUUUGGAGGCGACGGUGCAGAUCGUUGGGAUGAUGGAAGAUACGUUGAUAUAGAGAGGAUUGUUCUUCGCUGCUCAGACUUCAUUUAUUCCAUUGAUUUUGAUUAUGUCAACCCGGAUGGUUCUAUUCGAUCCACUAAGCAUGGUCAAAAUCUUGGGGGACAUAUAUAUGAGGUUAAAUUGCGUUACCCGCAUGAGUUUAUAACCUCAAUUUCAGGUUUCUUCGCCGGCGUUAUCAACUCGCUCACAUUUCGAACAAACAAAAGAAUAUGGGGACCCUUUGGUAGAGAGGAAGGGGAGUACUUCUCUUUACCAUCAGAAGCUGGGAAAAUUAUCGGCUUUUUCGGGACGGGUGGUGAUUUUCUCGAAUCUAUUGGAGCACACAUCGAGUUAUACUCUAACAAGCUCUAUCCCUUUAAGUCUGUGGGGUCAUUAGGGAGUUCGAAUCCGUCAUUUUGGGAUGAUGGCGAUAAGCAUACCAAUGUGAGGACAAUCAUUGUUGAAUUUGAAACAAGCAAAGGGCCAUUGAUCCGAUCAAUCACAUUUCAGUAUGAAGAGGAGAACAAAGAAUUGUGUCAAUCGGAGACUCAUGGUGGCAUUGAUCAAAACAAGUUUCAUAUAGUAAGGAACGUCGAGAUCCAUACGAUCAAAAUACAUGAUCCAAAUGAGUAUCUAACUUCAAUAUCCGGGUAUACGUUUCAACCUAACAAAGAAACCUACGGACUUACAUCUCUCACUUUUCAAACUAACAAAAGGACAAUCGGGCCUAUUGGUGUUGAAAUGGGAAGGCACUUCUCAUCUCCUGCAACGGGUGGCAAAAUUGUUGGAUUUUACGGGAAGAGUGGUACACAUCUUGAAGCAAUUGGAGCACAUUUUGAACCGAUUCCAGAUCUCUACCCAAUUAGAUCAAUUGGGCCAUUUGGAGGCCAAGGUGGACGUGAUUGGGACGACAAGAAAUUCAACGGUGUGGUAGAGGUUCGGGUAACGCACAGCGAUGUCAUCCAUUACAUCAUGUUUGUGUAUGACAAGAGUGGUGAACAAGUUCGCUCAGGUAUGCAUGGUGGCCACAUCGGAGAAGACAAGGCCAAGUUCACCAUGUUUAAAUUGGACUAUCCACGGGAGUACUUGACAUCGAUCUCUGGUUACAAGCAAGAGGAUGGUGAUGACAACUACGAUAAUGCUGUUGUUCAAUCGCUCGCAUUUCACAGUAAUAGAGGAACAUACGGUCCCUUUGGCAAGGAGACAGGGAAGUACUUUUGGUAUCCAUCGACCGGGACCAGAAUCAUUGGCUUUUAUGGAAGACACGGUGAGACUCUCAAUUCCAUAGGAGUGUAUGCGGAGCCCAUACCGCACCUGUAUCCUUUCAAAACGGUUGGACCCUUUGGAGGCUCUGAAGGGACUCUAUGGGAUGAUGGAGUGCAUACCGAUGUGAGGGAAUUUUACAUAACUGAAUACAUAGGAAUUCACUCCAUCAGGAUUGCGUACGACAACAAUGGUUCCUUCGUGUUAGGCUCUGAACACGGCGAAAAUGACCACCUUCGAUGCAGCAGGGCCAUUCUAGAUUAUCCUAAGGAGCGUCUAGUUUCGAUAUCGGGAUUGAUGAGCGGAAAUGGAAGCAGUCCUCGCGCUGUCAUCCACAACCUGAAAAUACUUACCACGAAGACCACUUAUGGGCCAUUCGGACUUUACUAUGGAGCAUGGUCAAAUGGAGAUAAUGAAACGGUAACGGAAUUUCGCAUCCCAUCGGAACCAGGCGGUGGCAGGAUCGUUGGCUUUUUCGGAAGGACAGGAUCACAUCUUAAUUCUAUUGGAGCGCGUCUGGAACCAUAUUAAUUAAACCUCCUCCCUCCCCCAAGCCUUUUUUCUUUUCUUUCUUUGCCUUGUGAUCGUAAGAAUCUUCUUCUUCGUUUCUUUUUUGAGGUGAUGUUGACGUUACUCUCUUUUUCUCAAACGAUGGUCAUGGCAAGCGUAGCAUUAUCUGAUAAUUAGUUGUGAGGA